UCUCUCUCUCUCAUAGACACACACAAGAAGAUGGAGAUUUUACAUUUCAGCCAUGACCAUCCACUGAAUUUCAAGGAUGUGCAAAAGAACGAAGGUACGGAUGUUUUGUGCUAUGGGUGUAAAAAACCAAUCUUAGACCAUGCGUAUUGUUGUAGAGAGUGUGAUUACUUCCUACAUAAGAGCUGUGCAGAACUUAACCGGGAGAUUAAAGAUCCCAUACACCCCGAACACCUUUUAACCCUUGAUGCAGGUUCAAGUUCAUACAUUUGUGAUGCAUGUAAACAAGGUUGGGAUCGGUUCAUUUACUGUUGUUACCAGUGUGACUUUGGCAUCUGCAUGCCGUGUUGGUUGGAGGAGCGCAUGAUUAAACUUGAAAUUCACCAACACCCAUUAUCCGUCCUACUUAGACCAUCCUUGUUCUUUUGUGAUAUUUGCAGCAUCGAAGAUAAAGGCACAUCUUAUGUAUGUCACAGCUGUCAAUUUUGGAUUCAUAAAAGUUGUGCCUCACUACCUAACACUAUCAAGAUUAAUGAUCACCAUCAUCCUCUCACCUUAACCAAGCAAUAUUUUGUCCAUGUAAAGUGCACAACAUCAAAGGCAAGGUCGUCGAGAGAUGCUGAAAUAAAUAGCAGUAAUAAAGAUGACGAACUUCUUGAGUCUAAUCUAGUAAGUUUACCGGUGAAUGAUGAAUUUGUAGAUUUGGUUAGACAUUUUGUUAAAGAUAUAAACGUUAACAAGUUUGAGAAAGAAACAAAGAUUAAUGAUUGGAGCCAUCAGCAUCCGUUACUUCUUUUCGAUGUGCAAAAUAUCAAUGAGGUGAAGGAUGAUAAAAUCUUAUGUAAUGCUUGUGUGCAACCUAUCUCCCUUCCAUUUUACGGCUGUCGUCAAUGCAAUUACUUUAUGCACUUAGGCUGUGCCCACUUACCAGAUGAGGUUCAACACCCAAGUCACCCUGAACACUUGCUUAAGCUUGGGAGAUUCACUAGCAUCUAUUCGCUCAUCACAUGUGACUGUUGCAACAUGAAUAGCAAUGGAUUAUUCUACUGGUGUAAAACUUGUAAAUUCUAUGUUGAUGUCAAAUGUGCUUUUCUACCUAGCACUAUCAAACAUGAAUCUCACAAGCACCCCCUAGUUCUAGGGGAAGGUUCACAUUCUGUUUGCAAGUCAUGUGGUUACAAGUCCUCAACGUUCAUAUUCAGAUGUGAUACUUGCAAUUUCAAUCUGGACUACAAUUGUGCUUUGUUAUCAAAAAAUGUCAAGCACCGGUGGGAUCAGCAUCCCUUUAUCCUGACCUAUCGUCCUCCUAAUGAUCAUCCCGACGAAUUUCAUUGUGAAUUUUGCGAGGAAGAAAUAAAUCCCCAGUAUUGGAUGUACUAUUGUCAUCAUUGCGACCAAUCUUUAUAUGCUAGAUGCAUUUAUGACAAUUGGUCAAAAACCAAGUUUGGGGGCACCGUACAAGUUGAUCAUCACUCACACCCUCUCACAUUUGUCCGAAAGAUGAAAGAGUUCGCGUGUUGCAGAUGUGGACCUAAUGCCCUAAUGGCCAUUGUUGCUGUGAAAAAGGCCAAGGCCAUUCGGAAGUCCAAUAAAAGAGAGCACAAAAGCAGUGCACCUGCAACAUGA
Messenger RNA from Ilex paraguariensis (yerba mate), 1623 nucleotides. Lineage: Eukaryota; Viridiplantae; Streptophyta; Magnoliopsida; Aquifoliales; Aquifoliaceae. The record is from the annotation of a GenBank genome assembly.